AAUAAUCCAUUCGCUGUUUAAAUGAUUUAGCGAGCAGAAACGCGUCUCGCAUGUCAAGAUUUGCAGCUUUUCUGUUUUAUCAAUGAUUUCAAUACUUUUAUUUAGUUUUAACAAACAAGUUUCCCAAAGACGUUGUGUUUUCCCCACUAUUUUGCCUAUUUUUUACUGAAGUUUUAAUCGACUAAACAACUUAUUAAGAAGAAAAGAAUCUGCAGAUGUUCAAGAUAAAGACGACCAUUUCCUUAAAGCUGUUACUGAGCAUUAACCCCUCAUUCUUGUGAUUUUUUUUUUUUUUCCCUUUAGGUACUCGUUUACUACACACUUUAUAUUAAAUUUGCUUUAUUAACUGAUGAGUGAUGGGACAUACGAUUUAUGGGGCAUUCCAUAUCUUUAAAAAACACUAAAUACUCACUGUGAACUUGGUGUUUUACUGCAGCGUUAUGUAAAAAGUGGCAUUGUGUGUGAUUUGGCACCCCCCACAGUGCAACUCCACUGUCAUAAAUACAGAUCCCGGGUUUGUAACAAUUAUACAUUUUUACAUGUAAGUUAUUUUAAGGUAAAAAAUGUACAUAAUGUGGCUUUAAUAUGGCAUUUUUCAGCUUUAAAAACAAGAUAAUUGCUGCAAACUUGGUCUUUUAAUGAAGAAAAUGUGUUUUGAUAUUGUGGCUGUGAUCUUUCUCCACUAGGUGGCAGCAGUGACUCAAGUUAAAAUCUGAGUUCCAGCUCUUCUCCAGGGUUUUAAAGGUGGAAGCAGUGCAGUUGUCACUGACGUACAAGCAGUGAUUGGUUUGUGAUUUAAGGAAGUCCUCUCAGAGUGUGUUUCUUGUUCGGUAGGGUCAAACUGCAGGCAGCAAAACCUGUUCAGUUUGGUGAUUGCUGGAUCUGAUGAUGCAACAUGGUGAAGAAUCUGUUGCCAGUUCUGCUGGUUAUUUGUCUACUACACUGCAGUCGAGGUAAACACUUGCUUCGCUUUAUCACCUUCUGCCAACAGAACGUGACUGGAGAAGGCCAAGAUGACAUUGAAUUUGACGGUGAUCAGCUCCUGUACAUUGACCCUGUCACCUAUCAGCCAGUCCAACGCCUGCCCGAGUUUGCAAAGCAGUGGACUCCGGAUCCUGGACUCUCUGAGGACGCGUACGUGGACCUCGGUACCUGCCACUACAACAUCCCAAUUUGCACGAAGAGAGGAAAUAAUACUCCACAGGCCAUAGCCAGCCCCACCUCCCUGAUCUACUCCAAACAGGAGAUGGAACUAGGGGUUCCCAACACCCUCAUCUGCUUCGUCAACGACUUCCAUCCGCCUGAAGUCCAGAUCACCUGGACCAGGAACGGGCAGCUGGUCGACCAGAGCGAUGUCAGCCAGACUCAGUACUACUCCAACAGCGACUUCAGCUUCCGCAUCUCGUCCUACCUGGACUUCACUCCUCAGCAGGGCGACAUCUACUCCUGCAGCGUGGGCCACAUCAGCCUGAGGGCGCCUCUCAACAAGUUCUGGGAGGUGGAGGUACACACGGACCAGCAGGUUGUGGAGACGGCGGUGUGUGUUUGUGGUGUGAUCCUGGGCCUGAUUGGAGUUGUCACAGGAGUCUGGUUCAUCACGAAAGCCAACAAGUCCCGUCGGGCGUGACGCACAUCAAGACCAACACCUGAAUUUCGAUGUCAGACGUGUGAUCGACUUUAUCUUUUUCUUCCCAGGUGUUUUUUCCUCUGGGAGUGAGACGGAGGGAGAAUGCUUUAUGUUGUCUGCGCUGUUUUUAAAAAAAAAAAAAAAAAGGUUUCUGCAACCACACUGAGUCCAAACAUGAACUAAAAUACCAUCAGUUAGAGAAACAGUGUGACAAUUUGGCAAAUAUUAUAUUUUGCAUUCCGACACUGUCGCAUGUGUUGUGAUUAUAAGGCUACAGCCAGAGGAUGCUUAGCUUAGCUUAGCUUUAGACAGGAGUUUAAGGAAUCGAACAGCGUGACUCUGUCCAACAAUAACACAAUCCACUGACCAACACCUCUAAAUAAGAAAAGACAUAUUCUGACACAUACUGUGAGUGUAGACUGAGGGUAGAUGCAGGCUUUCUUCUGUGUGGUGACUCCUACAUGAAACUGCUCAUGCAAUCUGUGAUUUAUCUCGAGCAACUGGGUCAGGAUUUCUGGAAAGAGACAUUGCUGCUGAAUUCUUUUAAUGAAUUUUUCAAGCUGAGUGCCUUCAAGUUUGAUUAUAUUCGAGAAGAGGGAGACACCUUCGCGGACGAUAUCUCCAAAGCUCUCCCCCAAAUAAAAGGUGUUUUUGAUUUAUGGGGUGACCACUUUCUUUUGUUUUACAGUGAAAUAUUUUUAAUCCAGUAAAAUGUAUUUAAUAAAUAUGCUAAAUAUACAAUUCAGAGGCUUUCCCCCCUGUUUUACCACAGGUCUGUGGCUUAUUGUGUUUGUCAUGUGCAAAUAACUCUCUGGAAGGGAAGUUAGAUACUAUCUGUUCCUGUUAGUUGGAUUGCAAAACACAUUAAA
This is a messenger RNA of Acanthopagrus latus (yellowfin seabream), 2496 nucleotides long. RefSeq names its product H-2 class II histocompatibility antigen, A-U alpha chain. NCBI's taxonomy places the organism in Eukaryota, Metazoa, Chordata, Actinopteri, Spariformes, Sparidae. Gene Ontology annotation, biological process: positive regulation of T cell activation; antigen processing and presentation of exogenous peptide antigen via MHC class II; immune response. Gene Ontology annotation, cellular component: membrane; MHC class II protein complex. The transcript is spliced from 4 exons. The record is from RefSeq and is a predicted model, not a curated record. The coding region runs from base 896 to 1627 and encodes 243 amino acids. Gene Ontology annotation, molecular function: MHC class II protein complex binding.